Molecule: messenger RNA, 799 nt
Organism: Racocetra persica
Lineage: Eukaryota; Fungi; Glomeromycota; Glomeromycetes; Diversisporales; Gigasporaceae
Source: the annotation of a GenBank genome assembly
CAUUAGAGAUCUUAUACAAGACAAUAUAUCUGCUGAAAUUUCAAUGAUAAUUCAUGACAAUAGAAAUCGAGACAUUUGUCAUUAUAAUGCUCUAACUGCCUCUGAAGUAGCUGCAAUAAUAGUAGGUAAUGAUCAUGAGACACCUAGACAAACAUCGAUGACUAUGAUUGGACAACUUUAUAUGGUACAACCUUCUGAAAGCGAGAGAUAUUAUCUACGAACUUUACUUACUCAUAUAAAUAGUGCGACCGGCUUCAAUGACCUAAAAACUAUGAAUGACUAUAUAUAUAGUAACUUCAAAAAAGCUUGCUCUUAUCUUGCUUUUUGCAACCAUACUUCUAUUUUGCCAACUGAUCUCAAUGAUGCGAGUGAUAUUUCUAAUGUAAUUGAACAUGAAGCCCUUACUCAAUUGGAAAAUAUAUUUUUACUAAGUAGAAAAUCUCUAAAAGAUUUUUCCGAUAUGCCAAUUCCUCCUAUCACUUCAAAUAUUACUAAUAAUAAAGAAACAUUAAAUCAUCUAAUAUGUGAAGAGAGAUCUUAUAAUAUAAUAGACUUACAAACCAAAUUACAACACAACCAAAGAGAAUUUGCCAAGUUUCUUUUACAAAUAGAAGACGGAACCUAUCUGAUAAUUGCAGACACAGAAAAUAAAAUAACACUCCCUUCUGAUAUAGUCGUAACUGGUGGAAAGUUAUCAGAUCUUAUUAAUUAUAUUUAUCCGAAUUUCAUCCAAAACUCGAAUAAUAUUAAUUACUUAACUGAAAGAGCUAUACUGACUCCAAAAAAUAAUGAUGUUAAU